Paraglomus brasilianum is the source of this 1015-nucleotide messenger RNA. NCBI's taxonomy places the organism in Eukaryota, Fungi, Glomeromycota, Glomeromycetes, Paraglomerales, Paraglomeraceae. The record is from the annotation of a GenBank genome assembly.
UAAAAAUUUUCCCAGUCACAAACUUGCCAAAGUAGCAAAAUCCCAGUUCCCUCGCUAUGCUUCUUCCGGCGAAUUGAAUAAAUAUAGUAAGAAUAUAACCAAAAACAAGGCCCAGGGCGCUGCACAAGCAAUGUUAUAUGCUACAGGAUUAAAGGCGGAAGAUAUGGAUAAACCACAAGUUGGUAUUGCCAGCGUAUGGUAUGAAGGUAAUCCAUGUAAUAUGCACCUUCUCGAACUAGCGACGAAAGUAAAAGAAGGUAUGAAAGAGGCUGGUCUUAUUGGCUAUCGUUUUAACACCAUUGGUGUAAGCGAUGGCAUAAGUAUGGGAACUACAGGUAUGCGCUAUUCGCUGCAAAGUCGUGAUUUGAUAGCUGAUUCUAUCGAGACGGUUAUGAGUGCUCAGUGGUAUGAUGCAAACAUUGCCCUUCCCGGUUGUGAUAAAAAUAUGCCCGGAUGCGUAAUGGCCAUGGCAAGACAUAACCGACCUUCUAUUAUGAUCUAUGGAGGUACUAUUCGACCUGGACAGUCCAAAUGUGGACAAGGUGUUUUGGAUGUCGUAUCGGCGUUCCAGUCAUACGGUUCUUACAUGGCUGGGAAGAUAACUGAGGAGGAAAGAUGUGAUAUUGUCAGACACGCGUGUCCAGGUCCCGGUGCUUGUGGCGGAAUGUAUACCGCUAAUACAAUGGCGUCUGCUAUCGAGGCUUUGGGUAUGAGUCUACCUUAUAGCUCAUCAACGCCAGCAGAAGAUCCAGCAAAGUUGGAUGAGUGCCGCAAGGCUGGCGAGGCCAUCCGUAAUCUUUUGGAAAAGGACAUCAAGCCUAGAGAUAUUAUGACACGAAAAGCCUUUGAAAAUGCCAUGGUUAUCGUCACGGUACUUGGCGGGUCAACGAAUGCCGUCUUGCACUUGAUUGCUAUUGCACGGGCUUUAAAUAUUGACCUUACGCUAGACGAUUUCCAGAAAGUUAGCGAUACCACACCGCUUCUGGCUGAUCUCAAACCGAGGCAAGGGACAUGA